Molecule: messenger RNA, 1413 nt
Organism: Prosopis cineraria
Lineage: Eukaryota; Viridiplantae; Streptophyta; Magnoliopsida; Fabales; Fabaceae
Product: 3-hydroxyisobutyryl-CoA hydrolase 1
Exons: 14
Coding region: 94-1242 (382 amino acids)
Biological process (GO): L-valine catabolic process
Molecular function (GO): 3-hydroxyisobutyryl-CoA hydrolase activity
Source: RefSeq, a predicted model, not a curated record
UGAUGAUCCUUUCAACAAUCGGAUAUUGCCUUGCGUGUCUCUACUGGACUGUACAGAGUUUGAGUUGGUACAGCUUUCUCAAGUUAACGAACUAUGAGUUCCCACACCAAAGGCGACGAGGAUCAGGUUCUGGUGGAACAUAAGUUGUCUUCGAGAAUUCUGAUACUAAAUAGGCCUAGGCAAUUGAAUGCCUUAUCUUUUCAAAUGGUAUCUCAGCUUCUGGAGCUUUUUUAUGACUAUGAGUCAAAAUCUGAUAUAAAAUUGAUUGUCAUGAAGGGAAAUGGAAGGGCAUUUUGUGCUGGUGGUGAUGUUGCGGCUGUUGCUCAUUAUGCCAAGGGAGAUAACUGGAAGUUCGGAGCAAAGUUUUUUGAGAUUGAGUAUCAAAUGAAUUAUUUGAUGGCAACAUACAGUAAACCUCAGAUUUCAAUUCUUAAUGGAAUUGUCAUGGGCGGUGGUGCUGGUGCUUCUAUUCAUGGUAGAUUCCGUGUUGCUACAGAGAAUACAGUCUUUGCAAUGCCAGAAACAGCUUUAGGACUAUUUCCUGAUGUAGGUGCCUCAUACUUCUUGUCUAGACUGGCUGGAUUUUUUGGAGAAUAUGUUGGUCUUACAGGUGCUAGGCUGGAUGGUGCAGAAUUGCUUGCAUGUGGCCUUGCAACACAUUUUGUGCACUCAUCGAAGUUGACUUCCUUGGAAGAAGCUUUAUGCAAAGUAGAAUCCAGUGAUCCUGCUGCAGUGUCUGCUAUCAUUGAUAAAUAUUCUGAGCAACCCAUACUAAAGGAGGACAGUGCUUAUCGCAGGUUGGAUAUCAUCAAUAAGUGUUUCUGUCGAAGAACAGUUGAAGAAAUAUUAUCUUCUCUUGAGGGGGAAGCAAUGAGUAAGGCUGAUGAGUGGAUAUCUGCAACUAUUCAGUCUUUAAAGAAGGCAUCUCCAACAAGUCUUAAAAUCUUUCUUAGAUUGAUUAGAGAAGGCAGGGUUCAAGGUGUUGGUCAAUGCCUUGCUACCGAGUAUAGAAUCGUCUGUCAUGUUUUGCGAGGAGACUUCAGCAAGGAUUUCUUUGAGGGCUGUCGAGCUAUACUAUUGGAUAAAGAUAGGAACCCCAAGUGGGAGCCUUCCAAAUUGGAGCUUGUAACUGAUACAGACGUUGACAUAUACUUCUCCAAGGUGGACGAGGAAUGGUGGAACGACUUGGAGCUUCCCAAAAGGUUCGACAAUUUGCCUGUUUGGGCCAUUUCAAAGCUUUAGAGCAUCAUAUCACCAAUUCCUUGCCAACCAAAAGCAUAGAAUUCAACUAUGAAAUAAUAUGCCAGAAUGUCAGUGUCAAUUGGCUUCUUGAAACAUUCCACAUGGUAAUCCAUUGACUGGCCAUGAUAUGUAUUUUAUAAACUCAGUAUAUAUCAAUAAGUUGAACAGUUA